UUUGCAUACCCAUACGUCCCACAACACCUUGAAACCAGGGUCAGGACCGUGCCACUUGCCACCGAGUUUUGGUCUCGCAGAGAUGCCUUCACGGUAAAUCUCAGUCCCGAAGAGAUCAACUGGCCUUUUGAACAUGUCCGGAACGUCAAAUCCUUCCACUCAAGCACCCUUGAAGCCGAUCAGGCGGGAGAGGGAUCCGGGAAGGACAGCCAGAACGGUCAAGGUCCAGGAACCUGAACUCCCUGCACAAGAGACCGUUGGAACUGGAAAAGAUGGGAAGGAAAAGGUGGCCAAGGUCCUUCAGUUGAGCUCCUUCGAGCGCAACUUUAACGUAGAAAACUUCAUAGGGGAUCUGAGUGAGAAAUUGAUCACCUCUUCCAAGGCGAAUACCGGUGCCCUUGAUCCUCUUCCCUUCAUCUCUUCCUUCUCACCCGCUCUCGACCAUCUACUCUCCCUACAAAAGUCGGUCUCAAGAAAGACGAAGGAGCUCGAGGGGGAGGUCCGGGAGGCUGAACGAUCCUGUGAAGGGCGGCUAAGAGAGAUUGAUGGUGGUUUCGAGACAAUUGGGAGCUCCUUCACGGCUCUAGAAACCAAAAUCACUGGGGUCGGUCGAACGGCCGUCAGGAUAGGAGAGCAAAUGGAAUCUUUGCACAACUUGCGUUCCGUUGCGCAGUCUGCCUCGUUGAUCCUCUCAUAUUACCUCUCGCUAUCACAACCUCCAGCACCCGCCUUGAAUCAUCUCAAUGCCGAGGGCAAUCCCUCGCCAGCAGAACCAUCGCAAACCCCCUUGGAUGCAUUGUUUGCCACCAGGACGUCACGGGAAGGUCGAGCACGACUCGCAAUCAUCCUCCGCCGCUUGAGCACGCUCGCGAAAGAUGUCGUCGAGAACGCUUCGGCUGCAGCUUCAAAUGCCCAGGAUAAUGCUCGGGACAGCGAUGACGAUAAGGGAAGGCUGGUCAAGCUGAGGGCUGACGUGGACAAGGCUAUCCGAAUACGAGACGAAGUAGAAAAGUAUGCGGAACGGUUCGAAAAGGAGUGUUUGAGGCUGUUCGAUCGAAGUUAUAGGAAGGGGGACGUACGAAUGAUGGCGCAUUGCGCCAAGAUAUUACAAGACUUCAAUAAUUGCACGUCAUGUAUACAGAUGUACGUCAACCAGCACGACUUUUUCAUUUCCAAAGACAAGGUUUUGGAAGAGGCCUCGGGUCUCAAUCCGGAUGGAACCCCUCGAGCGGACGCUGCCCCGAUCGAGGAUAUAUGGACGGCACUGAACGAUUCGAACAAGCCAGCGCCUACCGCUGAACCGGGACUAACAGCACUGUCGAAAGAGAUCCGGUCGACUGUGGACCAGGAAGCCCAGAUUAUCCAGGCGGUCUUCCCGAUGAAGGAGGAUGUAAUGAGGGUAUUUUUGCAGCGAGUCUUUGCACAAGUGAUCCAACAACAUCUCGAGACGUUAUUCGCGCGGGCUGCGGUCCAGGGUACUCUAGCACUCCUCCGAAUGCUGAGAUUGACACAUAGCCAAUGCUCGGUCUUAAUCGAGGAUCUCAAACAGUACGACUUUUCCGGCUUCGGAGGGGAAGCCAACACCACCGUCUCUGUGACGACGGAUCGUCGCACGGGUGUCAGUACGACAGUGACGCUUGCUUCCAUGCUGGACACUGCCAUGGAAGAGAUGUUCAGUCAGUACAUCGAAGGAGGGCGUUACCUCGAGCUAGAGGGCAAAUGGAUGGCGAUCGCCUACAAGGAUCUCGCGCACAAGUACCAGAGAUUCCACGAAACCCAAAUUAAAUCGAAACCAGGCAACCUUCUUGACCGGGUCGUAGACAAGCUCUCAACGAAUACUGGCAGUAGCGGAGUCGUUCCCGCUGCGCCAUCAGCCACCUCUUCCGCAACGUCUGCUGCAGCCGCUUGGUUGCAUCGAUAUGGAGGUAAUGCUCUGACUGGAGUGACCGGCUCAAAGGACAUCACCAGAUCGACUACGCCUGCACAAUCGGGAGCUUCAUCUCCCGUGACUGCUAGAAACGCUGCUGGACAGCAACCGCAUCAGAACGGGACAGAAGGCUUGAAUCAGGCUGACGGGGUGGUCAAACUCGAAAUUAUCGAGAAAUUCUUGCGAAUACAUGCUGAGGCCGUCGGCAGAGUUGUCGAGUUGAGCGUGGGAGGCGAAACUGCUCAAAACGCUUCCAAAUUGGCAAAGUUGCUUGCCGACGACAUCGGUGGCGAUUACCUGGAAUUAGCCUUGGAAAGCGCGUCGUCAAAGCUCGAUGGCCAGGAUCGAUCCGAACCGGACCUGUCAAUUCUGGGUCAGAUCCGUCAGGUGGACUUGGCUCUCCAUCUUUGGCAGACGUACUACUCGACGGUCUUGGUUCCGCUCGUUAGUUCUUCUCCCGCUGUACGCCGGGACGCCUUGCGGUGGAACGCAAAUACGGUCACGAGAGUUGAAGGCAAAGUCAACACCCUUGUGCUUCGGUUCUUGGAUGCAUCUGUGUCGUGGUUGUCCGUUCUGCUGAAAAGGCAGAAGAACAGUGAUUUCAAGCCAAAAGACGAGGAAAUGUCAUUCGCACGGACAACGACAGAGCCAUGUACGCUCUGUUGCAGCUAUCUAGAGCGUCUGAACGAAGCAGGCCAUAAGGCAUUCGCAGGAAAGAAUGCAGAGGCUUUCUUCACAGAGCUCGGUGUUGAGUUCCAUGGCCUAUUGCUGGACCACUACAAGCGAUUCCCUGUGAACCCCACUGGCGGUCUGAUGCUGACAAAAGAUCUUGCAGCCUACCAAGACUCGAUCAAAACGUUUGGCAUCCCGCUACUCAACGACCGAUUCGAUAUGCUGCGACAACUCGGAAACAGCUUUAUCGUGCAGCCGGAUGUUCUGAAAUCGUAUUUGACCGAGGGACAUCUCGGACGGAUCGAUGCUCGUCUGCUAAGGCCAUAUCUACAACAGCGAUCGGACUGGUCCACGUUCGCAAAACAGUUUGGCGAGGAGGAAGCCUUUGCUGACAAGUCGGAUCAGGACGUGGUAACAGCUACGACCAGCGGACUCUUGAAGGCCAGCCGAUACUCGAUGGGUGUAGGAGCCGCUGGUAUGAGCAAGCUCAAGGACAUGCUCAAAGCUGUGGACGAUCACGCGUUCGGAGAUACGAUACCUUCGCAACACUACCGGUCAUCAAACUUGAACCCUGGUCUUAAUCGCGCACCCUCAUAUCGCGGCAAUUACCCUGCAACUCAAGGUUUCUUCGUCCCUUGAUAUACAAGGCCGUCCCUCUGUAUAGUAGUAACAUCACGGUAUUUCAUCGUUAUGAGGCCAGUCACUCACUUUGCAUAGCGAGGCGUUGCGCACCGCCUGAUUAGCUGAAUCGGGGAUCGUGAUAUGUUAUCAAGGGUUCUCGGAAGCAAACCGCCGUAUCUUCCAUCGCUUGAGACCGUCGCUGCAUCAAUCACUCGGAUCAUAUAACCCUUUCAUCCUUUAUCGCUGUAUCGCUGU
This is a messenger RNA of Filobasidium floriforme, 3475 nucleotides long. RefSeq names its product exocyst complex component Sec10-domain-containing protein. Gene Ontology annotation, biological process: exocytosis; Golgi to plasma membrane transport. The record is from RefSeq and is a predicted model, not a curated record. The transcript is spliced from 13 exons. NCBI's taxonomy places the organism in Eukaryota, Fungi, Basidiomycota, Tremellomycetes, Filobasidiales, Filobasidiaceae. The coding region runs from base 134 to 3238 and encodes 1034 amino acids. Gene Ontology annotation, cellular component: cytoplasm; exocyst.